Molecule: messenger RNA, 1746 nt
Organism: Penicillium cataractarum
Lineage: Eukaryota; Fungi; Ascomycota; Eurotiomycetes; Eurotiales; Aspergillaceae
Exons: 1
Coding region: 1-1746 (581 amino acids)
Source: RefSeq, a predicted model, not a curated record
AUGAGCCUGAGAUCACCCCACCGGUCUCUAAUGGGGUUUCCUGGUCGAUUUCUUUUAUCAGGAGUGGUCUGUCGACAAAUUACCCGCCGCACAGCUAUCCAUGCACCAUCCCUGCAACGCCCUUUACUCGGGAGAGCGUGGAGGACGGGAAUCCAUGCCCAGUCACGAGUAGACGCGAUAGCUCUUCCUCAGCGAGCUCGAGGUAUUCAUCUGGCCUGUAAUACGGAAGAGGAGCAGAAAUAUCGAGAGCUACGACUGGGAGCUGAGUUCCGGGAUGUUGAGAGUGCCUUUCAGACCUUGUUGGUUUUCGUGAAAUCUCCUGAGAUUGCUGGUCAACUUCGACACUUGGAAGUUCAUGGGAGUUCGGAUGUGCAUUUUGAUCGUGAUCGCGCUCCUGACUUUAGUAUCCUACCUCAGGAGCCGAGACAGCUAGAUAUCGAUGAUCUGGAAAGUCUGAAGAUGGCUAUCGAGAAAGCUGGGUUUAUGGAGGGUAACGAGGCGCAAAUGGUGUUGCAUAUAUUGCUGCAAAAUCCCGACGGUCGAUAUACGUACGUGAUUCCCCAUUUGCCUUUUGUUUCUUUGGCUGGUCAGUCAGUCAUUUAUCUGAUAAGAUCUACCAGAUAUUCUGAUAACCGCUUUGCCGGCAUGGCAUUUAAGCAAGCCGUCGCAGCGCUCUUGAUUACUACCGCACCGAACCUGGAGUCCCUUUCAGUCUGCCCUAUUGGAGAAUAUCAUCGCUAUAUCAAAGGGUAUUCUUUACUGUCACUAUUCCGUCGUGCAAACACGGCCCGAGGCACACUUCCGUAUCUCCAGAACCUCAAAAAGAUCCUUUUCCUUCCCGCCCAAGGGUCAAUGGGUAAUAAUGGCUUCCAUUAUAAUACCUGCGAGAAUUACCACGAGCGACUGAAUCUUGUUCGACGACUGCCGGUUUUGGAAUCCGUUUCCUUCGUGAUCGCUGAAUGGAAUAAUGAGGCCGGGAACCCUCCGCCGCCAAAUUCGGCGAAUUAUAGCGAUAUUCGCGUUACACGUUCGAAUCUCGGGGAGAGUGAUUUCUGUUUUAUGAUUGACUCUUCUAAAGCGCUGCGCAAGUUUACAUGGACUAUCGGUGGGCGUGCUGGUUCUGAAGGGCUGGCUAUUACCGAGCUUUCACCACUGGUGAGAUCUCUCUGGAAACACCGGUAUACGUUAGAGGAACUUGAUAUUGAUAUUGAGGAUAAUAUGUCUGCUCGAGAGAUUUAUGGAAUGUAUGGUGUGAAGCGUCAUGAGGAGUUAUACGAGGACGAGGACUUGGUGUAUGAUGAAGCGUGGGAAGGCGAGAUGGCCGAACUCGAUACGAGUCUUGAAACGGUGCCGGUGGAUAUUUGUCUGAUGGAUUUCCCUAAAUUGAAACGCCUGGGGUUGGGAGUUCAUUCGCUUUGCUUUCUGGCACGGGGGAUAGGGCCGAAUAGACUCGGUGCGGAAUCGCUCUCUCUUGUGGAUCGUUUGCCGGGCUCGCUAGAAAGUCUUAGGCUCUAUGGGAAGGGAGAAGAGAGUAACCCAGUGCUUAACUUUGGACAUCAGUCGGAUUUGGACGUCGAUGCUCUAUUGGAGACGCUGGUAGCUGAGAAAGAUGAGAAACUGCCAGCGUUGAAAACGAUAGAAGGAUUCGACCCGGUUAUUCCACGGGCAAAGGAAGUUCCUGAUUAUGCCUAUCCAGAUGAUGAUCAUCCACUUAUUUGGAAGCAGCCUGAGCAUUGGCUAGGUUAA